Scophthalmus maximus (turbot) is the source of this 4465-nucleotide messenger RNA. RefSeq names its product ankyrin repeat and BTB/POZ domain-containing protein 2-like. The record is from RefSeq and is a predicted model, not a curated record. Lineage: Eukaryota; Metazoa; Chordata; Actinopteri; Pleuronectiformes; Scophthalmidae. Bases 1304 to 4390 code for a protein of 1028 amino acids. Gene Ontology annotation, molecular function: protein heterodimerization activity. The transcript is spliced from 17 exons.
CGACAACAUAAAGUGUCCCCUGUCGGUCGCUCAGUUGGUUGUGGUUUUUGCAACUUCACCACCAGAUUGCGCCACGAAAUUACAGAAAUUACAUACUGGGGCUUUAAUGUUAGCUUGUUGGGCUAAUGAGUGCACGCAGACAGCUAGCAUAGUGGACAUGCCUUCAGGUCAGGAACUUUAGACCAGGUCCAGAUCUUAAACCACUACAGUUGGACCGGUUGGGACCAGAUCACCUCAGACAAACCAGAGACUCUCAGAUGUGAAGAUAAAGAGUUUAUUCUUUGUGAAAAUUCUUUAAGAAAAAAAGGAAACGUCCACUUUUUUUUUUCACACCUGAGAUAUUCAAACCACUACUAGCGACAGAAUAUAGGUUUCAUAAAUAUUUUGUUUUAAAUAGUUUUUAAAAUCUUCUCUGGAAUAAUCCAGCCCAGAUUAAACACGUCUUUAGUUGUGCUCUUUGACCUGGACCUGGUCUGAGUACUGAGAAAGGUCUGGUCUGGUCUGUUCUACUGUGGAUGUGGGGAAAUUAUGAUUCUCCAAUUUCUUUGUGUUAUUUGAAACUGUGUUAGCUCGUCUAGAAUAAUCUAGUCCAGAUUAAUCAAAUCUAAUCUACAGAAGUGUUUUUUGACAUUGAAUUUUUUGACAGAUUUUUUUUUGAUGAUUUUUUUAUGGUGAUUUUUUUACACAGAAUUUUUUAAAUAGAAUUUUUGAUGAUUUUUUUGUUUACUGUAAAUGUGGGGCUAUGAUGGCUUUCCGUUAUUUAAAAAAAUAUGUAUUAUUUGAAAGUGUUAACUGCUGUGGAAUAAUCUCUAGUCCAGAGUUAACAAGUCGAAUGUACAGCAGCGUUUGAUCUGGACCUGGUCAGAUAUAAUCCAGUGAACGCUUCAUAAACUUUCUUAAACUAUAUAACAUUUAUUCUAAACAGCUGAUUAGAGCUGUUUUCUUUCAGUUGAUGAUAUUAAUGCUUGUUUAUCUCAGUUUUUUACCCUUUCCAUGUUAAAACAUGUAGUUUUAUUUUGAAAAUCCUGACUAGACGUGUGACGAGUCUCACCUGCAGCAGUUGCUGCUCAGGAAAUGAACGUGGCCUCACGUGGCCACACGGUGGCGCCGUUGAGCAGCUGUAGUUGAUCUCAGCAUGUGUUGCUGCUGGACUCUGGAUCUGAUUGGUCCAUGUGCGUAAAACUCUCCUCACCCUCCGUGUUGUGGUGCGUGUUGGCUCAGUCCGGUUCUCUGCAGUGACGCCUCGUGAGGUUUGAUGGAUAAACGUUCGGUUUGUGCGUAAAGUGAUUUCUAGAGUUUGAUCAUGUCCAGCGACCUGUUGGUGAAAACUCUGGAGGACUUGAGUCUGGAUCCGGGCUAUGUGGCCGGGGACCCGUGCUCGUCCCUCAGCCUGUCCUCCUCCGGCAGGUCGGGGCGGUCUCAGCCGCAGGCCGGCUCUGCUCCGCGGGGAGCCUGGUGGCAGCGCGCCGGCAGCUGGGACACGGUGAGCACGCUGCCGGAGGACGCGGCGGCGGACGUCCUGGCCAAGUGUCCCCGCCUGCCGGAGCUGGAGGAGUACCCCUGGACCGAGCAGGAGCUGCGGGAAGUCGUGCGUAAAGUCGCCGGUUCGUCGUUCACCGGCGAGGCUGUGCGCCGGCUGUCCGUGCUGCUGCGCCGGGCUCUGCUGCGCGUCUCCAGGGAGGCGCAGCGGCUGAGCGAGCUCCACAGACGGUGCACGCGCCUGGAGGUGCAGAGCGCCGCGCGCCUGGUGCUCAGCUGCGCUCUGGCCGAGCGGUGCGUCUCCUCCGCGGUGCGCGCCGUGUCCCUGCACUGCAUGAGCUCCGGGGACCCCGCGCGUCAGCGGGCCAGGUCGGCGCGCUGCGGCCUCACGCUGUCCGCGGGCCGCUUCUUCAGGUGGAUGGUGGAGACGCGCGUGUCGGUGCGCGUGCACGAGUACGCCGCCGUGUGCCUGACGGCCUGUCUGGAGACCCUGGCCGGGGAGGUGGCCGCGAGGGCGCUGGAGGCGGCGAGGCUGCCCGCGGAGGACGAGGGGGCGCCGGGGGUCACCGGCGGGGUCACCGCGCAGCUGCUGCAGGGAACCGUGAACCGCGACCCGCAGCUGUGGGGGCUGCUGCAGCCGUACGAGCACCUGGUCUGCGGCAGGACGGUGCACGGUGAGCUGUCACUGCCGGCCCACGUCAGCCCGUACACAAAGGCUCCCGAGGACCCGCCGGAGAGCAGGGAGGACGCUUACAUUCAGCUGGAGCUGCGAACGCUGGAACAGGCUCUGCUGACGACUGGCGUGGGCAGCAUCUCCGAGCUCAGUGACCUCGUGUCCCGAGCGAUGCAUCACAUGCAGCGUCUGCGCAGCUCCAGUCCGAGCGCGAGUCUCGCUCGCUCGGCCAAUCAGCCGCCGGCGGCGUCCUGGGCCCCGGACGCCCUUCGGACGCUCUACUACUUCCUGUCCAGCCCUCACAUGGAGUCACUGGAGGAUCCCGACCUGGAGCCGCCGAGCACGACGCUGACCAGAGAGAGGCCGUUCCUGCUGCUGCCUCCGCUCAUGGACUGGAUCCGAGUCGCCGUGGUUCACGCCGAACAUCGCCGCAGCCGAUUGGUCGACAGCGACGACGUCAGGCAGACGGCCAGACAACUACUUCCUGGUCUGGACUGUGAGCCGAGGCAGCUGAGGUCCGAAUGCUGCCUCCAGUCGUUCAGGUGUCUGGAUGCGGACGCCGCCUCAGCGAGGUUCCGACUCGGUCUGGGCUUCAGGAUGCUGUCGAGCGGCCGAGCGGACCUGGUGCGUCAGGCUGCGCGGCUGCUGGGGGCGGAGGGCGUGAACGCCAUGGACGACCAGGGGAUGACUCCUCUGAUGUCGGCCUCUGCAGCGGGAGACGAAGCUCUGGUGCAGAUGCUCAUUGAAGCCGGAGCUGAUCUGGACCUGCAGGUCCCGGGCUGCUCCGUCAGACACCCGUCUGUUCACCCUGGCAGCCGCCACUGGGUGGCGCUGACGUUCGCCGUGCUGCACAGUCACCUGUCCGUGGCUCAGCUGCUGCUGGAGGCCGGAGCGGACGUGGAGGGCGGCGUCCUGGACGACCACGAAAGCUCGGCUGAGACGCCGCUGCAGUUAGCUGCUGCUGCAGGUCACUACGAGAUGGUGAGUCUGCUGCUCGCCCACGGGGCCGACCCUCUGCUCAGAGUGCAUCAUGGGAACCCACUGACCUCGCCGCUGUACGAAGACAUGAACUGCUUCAGCUACGCCGCGGCACACGGACACAGGAACGUUCUCAGGAGGCUGCUGCUGCAGCCGCAGGACAGGAAGGAGGACAUCCUGUCCCUGGAGGAGAUCCUGGCUGAGGGGGUGGAGGAGGACGAGGAGGACGCGGUGAAGACUCCCGACUCCUCCGGCCCUGUUCCCCGACUCUGUAAAGCCCGGAUGAAGGCUCUGCAGCAGGCGGCGUACUACAGCGCUGAGCACGGUUACCUGGACGUCACCAUGGAGCUCAGGGAGAUGGGCGUCUCCUGGAGGCUCCACGUCUGGCUGGAGUCUCUCCGCCGGGCUCGGCAGCUGAGCCGGGACGAAGUCGCCGUCUCCCUCCUCACGGAGUUUCCCUCCAUCGGGACGGACGACUACGGCCCCGAGCUGCUCUACUCUGGAAUCCCGCUCAUGUUCAGCAUGUUGGAGACCAGCAAGGAUUACGUGAUCACCAAGCGGCUGGCGUCCGUGUUCUCUCACUGUUACGGCUCCUCCCCCGUCCCUCCCGUCCCGCCCAUGGACGUCACCCUGUCCACUCAGCUAGACGCUCACUUCCUCAACAACCGGGAGAUGUCCGACGUGACGUUCGUGGUGGACGGGCGUCCGUUCUUCGCUCACCGGGUUCUGCUGAUGUCGACGUCUGAACGAUUUCGCCGGCUGCUCAGCGACGCCUCUGACAUCAUCCACAUCAGUCACAUGACCUACGACACCUUCCAGAUGAUGAUGACGUCUCUGUACUGUGGAGGAACCGAGGGACUGACGCUCUCACGGGAUGAAGCCGCCGAGCUGCUUCCCGUGGCCACGUUCUUCCAGCUCCGAGGUCUUCAGAGGAGCUGCGAGGCGACGCUGUCUCACAGUCUGACGCUGGACAACGUCGUCGACAUCUACCAGACCGCCACGCACCACGGAGCGGAUGAACUCUGCAGGUUCUGUGAAGGGUUCUUCCUGCAGCACAUGGACCGGCUCCUGGACCGGGACGACUUCCACCGCCUGCUGCUGGGCGGCGUCGGCCGGGAGCUGCUGCUCUGCCCGGCGACGAGCUUCCAGGACCAGGACCAGGACCUGGACCAGGACGACGUGGUGCCGGUUCUGCUGAGGGACCUGGAGGCGGCGCUGAUCCACCGGCUGUACGACCUUCACCGGGCCUGUCGAGAGUAGCGGCAGCCACACCGCUACGUGUGUUCGGGACAAAGCUCGAUCACGUCGCUGUAGACGAACAACGGACUGUAAAUA